Molecule: messenger RNA, 3549 nt
Organism: Haplochromis burtoni (Burton's mouthbrooder)
Lineage: Eukaryota; Metazoa; Chordata; Actinopteri; Cichliformes; Cichlidae
Product: rho guanine nucleotide exchange factor TIAM1-like
Exons: 6
Coding region: 925-1824 (299 amino acids)
Biological process (GO): small GTPase-mediated signal transduction; activation of GTPase activity; positive regulation of axonogenesis
Cellular component (GO): synapse; cytosol; plasma membrane
Molecular function (GO): guanyl-nucleotide exchange factor activity
Source: RefSeq, a predicted model, not a curated record
UAAUAAAUGAAUAAUAAGUGUAUGUAUGCUGUUUGGAUUCCAUCUAAAAAUGUCAAAACAUCUGAUGAAAAAUGACAAAUUGACUGUGAUGGCACAGUCACACACGUUGUGUAAAGCGUGCACAUGCAUCAGGGCACAUUUUGGAAAGAACUGCCUAGUAAUUAUGGAAAAAUUCAAAUGCCUUACACUCCAUAAGUGACAGAUUAGCAGCAUUUGACAACAUUUCAGUUAACUGUAAUGUGGGUUGCAUAGCAGUGCAAUAGUUAGCACUGUUGCCUCACAAUGAGAAAGCUUAGUCAGUUAAGGUCUCCCUGUGUGGAGUUUGCAUGUUCUUCCUUUGCCCGUGUGGGUUUUCUUUAGGCUCUCUGGCUUCCUUUCACAUCCAAAGACAGGCAUGUUUGGUUAACUGGUGAUUCUGAAUUCCCCAAUAAUGUGAGGUAGACCAAGUACUUGGUCUAGAAUAAAGUGCUGUAAAAAUGUAGUGCUGUAAAAAAAGGUAGUCUAAAGUGCUUUGAGUAGUCAGACGGGCUAAAAAAACCCAUGUGUAUUAGUUGCCCCCCGACUUCUGACCAUAUAUAGUAUUAAUAAUAACAACAGUGGUACUAAUAAUAAUAUUAACUAAGGUUUGGAUAACCCCAAGGAUGCUUUACAGAAGAGUAAAAAUGAACUAAAACAUAAAAAAAAAAAAAAGUCUUUUCAUUUUAGCAAGAAUUGUUCACAAUUGUGCACAAAAAAGAGACCAGCAACCCUUCCUAUGUAGUUUUUAAUGAACAGACCUGUUGUUAACUUCAAAGUUACAUAUGUUGAUUUGACAUGUGACCUGAACCCCAGUGAUUACUAAGUCUUUUUUUCCACCAAUGCUUUCUAGUGUUCAAAACAGCAGUGGUCUUUGUUUGCAAGGAGGGGUCCAAGCAGAAGAAGAAAAUGGGAGGUUCCCACCGGGUCUCUGUAUCUUCUGAAGAAAAAGAUCCCUUCAGAUUCCGUCACAUGAUCCCAACUGAUGCCCUUCAAGUCCGGUCUAUGACCAAUGCAGAUGGCGAGGGCUCUGCUGUGUGUGAGAUUAUCCACACAAAAUCGGAGUCAGAAGGAAGACCAGAAAGGACAUUUCACUUGUGCUGCAGCUCUCCGGAGAGCAGAAAAGACUUUGUGAAGACAGUCCACUCCAUCUUGCGAGAAAAGCAUCGCCGGCAGCUCCUAAAAACAGAGAGCUUACCACUCAACCAGCAGUAUGUACCCUUUGGAGGAAAACGGCUGUGUGCUCUGAAGGGAGCCCGCCCCACUAUAAAUAGAGCAGCAUCUGCCCCGACUAGGACUCUCGGCCGAAGGAAGUUAGUGCGCAACCGUUUCACCAUAGACACGGAUAUUGUUUUUGAUGGUGAUCCUGAACAGCAAGACCUCGUUUCACCAGAGGAGCCUGGCUCAAAACGGUCCCAGCAGGAUGAGGAACCAGAUCAGCAGCAGCAGCAGUCUGACUUGGCAGGUGACACAGACCGCUGGGUGGAAGAACAAUUCGACCUAGAAGAAUACGAAGAUCAAGAAGAGGUGAAGGAAACUGACAUCCUCAGUGACGACGACGACAACGACUUCUGCCAGACACCAACACCUGCGUCCAUUGAGACUGACCUGGAGGCCCCAGUCAUGGCUUUGACCUUGGAGGGUGUGGAAAGAGAGAAGAAUCAAUCCCCAACAGCCAGUGAGACAUCUGACAUGGCGAAGCAGAGAACCAUGAUCAAUGACAAGACGGAGGAUCAAAAUCAGAAGGAGAAGGAUGAGAUUUGGGUAAGAAGGGAGCAAUCAGGUUUAUCCCCAGACUGUGCCACAUAAAAGCAGAUGCCAGAAGAUAGACAGCGAGUGUUCUAGACAGCUUUACAUGGGCUCCAUAAAAACAAGUCAUCACAAACAAUGCAUGAGCAUUGAUGUAUAUUGCACAGCUAGUAGAAGAUAUACCUUUCUUUAUCUUAUGCUGAAUGCUUUUUUUUUGUACAGGUAAGAAUAUUAGUGGAGCAAUACAGGAAUCCAGAGUGAGGGAGCUUUUCCUGAAUCGAAUGCUGUUAAGGAAAGUCAAGUGUAAGCUUUGAGGGUUGAAAUAAUGGUACAAUCACAGAGUCUAAUCAGUUGCUUUGAUUGGCAUGGUUUGCACAUUUGGGCGGCAUUCUUUAGUCCUGCCUGCUGUUGCCAAAUUUGGGUAUUGUGAGAACAUAAAUAUUUGUUAUGUCUGUGUUACUCAGAGAUAUUAUCAUAGUUAAGGGCUGUAUAUUAUUUGUCCUUAAAGAAAUAGAACAAUUAAUUGCAAAGGACCGUUGUCUUGCAUAGUUUACUAUACUUGUGGAUUUUCACAUGAAUAUACACUGACAUGUUUUGAGUACAGACUUCCUGAUGUAUUUGAUUUUAAUUUGCUGUUUAUUAACUUAAAGCUAUCCUUUUACUCGGAGAGACAGCUUGUUCUUUUUUUGUUACAUUUAAUAGGAUAAUAGUGGAAUUAUGUAAAACUCCCCUUGUCAAAGAAGCAAGGGGAUUUCAUUGUUUUGAUUUGGCAUAAUCCUGUUUUACUUGAAUUUGGCUGUUUCACGUGUCUUUGUUUACUGUGAAACCGUUUUGGUGACAGUUACUUUUCCUCUUCAGUAUUACCACUCAUACACAUCGAUACUUAACACUCCACUUGGAACCACUCAGUAUUGUACAUAAUACAUCUGGGGUCUGUUUCAGAAAGCAGGUUUAGUAAAAUAGCUGACAUUGUUAACCCUGUCACAAGAGAAAAAGUCAUCAGUAGGUUUUCUUUAACAAAUCUGUCCAGGAGUUUCUCCCUAAAGAAGGGCCUUGGAUUCCCAGACAGAUACGCCUUAAUAAAUGUGACUGUGUGGACAUUUAGGCGCCUGUCAGGUUGUGAACCACUUCAAAGCACUGGAACAUUUACCUUGUAUUACUGUAGUAAUCACAGUUUAGCACCAAUUUGUAUCAACAUUUAGACACAUCAAAUACUCAUUCAUUAAACAUGUGUCAUGUAAUGAGGAGUGAAUCAUGUUCAUGAUUACAUGAUUGUGUAAAUACAUGUCAGUAGAGCUGCAAAUGAAAUGACUAAGACUCUAAAAAUAAACUAGCUAUAGUUUAAAAGUGAGUUUUUACAUAUAAGCUGAUAUUGGUUUAGUAUGGUCUGACAGCAUUACAUGUUGAGAUAUUUACAAACUUUAAAAUACAUCAGCUCACUAUCAUUAAAUCUAGAGCCCAUAGCUAAGAAUUCCCAUUCAGUUUGAACCUAGGCACAACCUCAUAUCCAUAUUUUAUUCGCUUUAUUUAUUUCUGUCCCCAUCGAUUGAACCAGCUUUUUUUGAACCCUAUCUCAGGGUUUAUCAGUUCAGAGUUCAGGGUUAGCUUAGAGUUUGUAAACCUGCUUCCUGAAAGAGACUUCAGCUUCUUUAAAAAAUGUCUUGUGUGUUCAAAAUGAUUGUUCACUAGUAUUGGAAUACAAUGCAAUGUUCUUAUUUAUUCAUAUGUAAAUUAAUUUGUUAGCACCAAACACAGUCGUGUUGUUUUUUUUUUUGUUUGUUUUUU